Messenger RNA from Schistosoma turkestanicum, 1669 nucleotides. The record is from the annotation of a GenBank genome assembly. NCBI's taxonomy places the organism in Eukaryota, Metazoa, Platyhelminthes, Trematoda, Strigeidida, Schistosomatidae.
AUGUUUUCAAUAUUUCAACGAACUCAUCAUCAUAAACAAUCUGUUCAUUUAGUGAUAUUUUGUUUUUUCCUAUAUAAAUUAACCGAAACACUUUUACAAUAUGGUACACGUAUUGAAAUAUACAAAAUUAUUUGUCUAGCUUUAACAAAUUCAACAAACAUCAAAAAUGAUAUUUGUUCCGGUGAAGAUGACAACAAUAUUGUGAAUGGUAUUAUUAAGGAGAAUAAUUCUGUAAACAAACAAUCAUUAUUACCAAAAAUACAAAGAUUAUCUGGAUAUUAUUUAUUAACUUAUCGUAUUCUAUUAAAUUUACCAGCUACUAUAUCAUGUCUUAUCUAUGGUGUAUGUUCAAAUAAAUAUGGUCGUAAAAUUUCCAUGUUAAUACCAUGUUUAGGUGCAGUUAUAGCAUGUACAUUAUUUUCUUUCAGCUUAUUACCACCAAAUAAUAAUAGUAAUAAUAAUGAUUUAAUUCAUCAUUCUGUUCUAUUCAUUUUAAUUGGUGGAUUUAUUUACGGUGUAUGCGGUAAAAGUAGUGCAGUGACAAUGGGUGCUAAUAGUUAUAUUACUGAUAUGACAAAUAUUGAAAAUCGUACAAGCAUGCUUGGACGAUUAUUAGGUAUCAAUUGUCUUGGUCUAUCAAUUGGUACAUUUUUUCUUGGUCUAUUUUUAUCAUUUUCAACUUAUGCUGAUUCAGUGAUAUUUUGUGCAAUGAAUAAUUUAUUCAUUGUUUUAAUUUUAUUAUUUUUGGUGGCUGAUUCAAAAACCGAUGAGAUCACACCAAUAUUACAUGAUAAUCAAUCUUUAUCGAUAAAAUCUAGUGAACAUGAUAGUGCGACAAUGAAGAAUUGUACCAAUUCCGCAAAAAUGUCAAAUAAUAAUAAUUAUACGGAUAUUCGAUUUUAUGAAUUCAUUCAAAUGUUGAUUGAACAAUUUCGUCAAUCUUAUCAAUUUUUAUUUCAUAGUAAUCAAAAUGAAAAGCAUAAAUUACUCAUAAUUUUAUUAUGUACAGUUUUAUUUAAUCAAAUGACAAAAUCUGGUGAACAAGAUAUCAUUUUAUUAUAUUUACGUAAUGAACCAACAUCAUGGACUAGUCAAUUAUAUGGUUAUUAUUUAGCAUGUUAUUAUGGUUGUAUGUUUAUUCAUUUGACCUUGAUUCUACCAAUCAUUGAACGACGAUUUACACCACAUGAUACCACUUUCAUUUUGAUUGGUUUAUCAUUAAAAAUUAUACGUUUAUUAUUAUUCAGUAUUACUAAGAAUAAAGGAUGGAUAUUUUUUGGUGCAAUCAUUGGUUCCGCUGCUGGAUACAUUACAACAGCAACACGUUCAAUUAUUAGUAAGUUAAUACUUAAAACUGAAAUCGGUGGAUCGUUUGCAUUGAUCUCGAUUUUUGAAACAAUUGCAAAUCUGAUUGGCGGUUUAUUAUUCACUAUGAUUUAUAAUUAUACAUUAAAUUUUAUGUCAUCAUUUGUUUUGCUGUUUGAUUCAGUGUUACACAUGUUCAUAUUGAUUUUAUUUGUAUGGUUACGUUUUAAAUUGAUUUUAUUUGAGAAAAGUUCAAAUUAUGAAAAAAAUUAUCCAUACAUUGAAAAUAAAACAUAAUCAAAAGAAUAAAAAAACAUUGUAAAUUGAACACAACUAAUUUAUGUGAUAUUGUAUUUAAACAAAG